Messenger RNA from Rhinichthys klamathensis goyatoka, 1542 nucleotides. RefSeq names its product tRNA phosphotransferase 1 (gene trpt1). Gene Ontology annotation, biological process: tRNA splicing, via endonucleolytic cleavage and ligation. Gene Ontology annotation, molecular function: tRNA 2'-phosphotransferase activity. The transcript has 7 exons. The record is from RefSeq and is a predicted model, not a curated record. Bases 70 to 750 code for a protein of 226 amino acids. Lineage: Eukaryota; Metazoa; Chordata; Actinopteri; Cypriniformes; Leuciscidae.
GAUGUAACUGCAGUAGCCCAUAUAUCUGAUUGCUGUGUUUGUGAAUUAUACUAUUACAACAAGUGUGACAUGGACUAUCAACCUCGAGGGAGAAGAGGAAGAGGAGGGCGAGGAAACCGAAAUGAAGAGAGCAGAGAUAUGCGCCUGUCUAAAUCUCUAACUUAUGUAUUACGCCAUGGUGCCAAUAAGAUGGGUCUUGAGAUGAACUCGGAUGGCUUUGUGUUGGUGGAGGAACUUCUCGCUCAUCAGCAGUUCCGCUCAUUUUCAUUGGAGGAUGUGGAGCGAGUGGUGGCCACCAAUGACAAACAGCGAUUCAAGCUUUGCAACCACACUGAGGAUGGUCGUCCUGUGAUACGAGCCAAUCAGGGUCACUCAGUGCAAGUUACAGAUCUGGAGUUGAGAAAGGUUGCACUUGAUGAUCCGGACUAUCCAAGAGAAGCUGUUCAUGGCUCAUACAUGACACACUGGCCCUCUAUACGCAGUCAGGGCCUCAGCAGGAUGAACAGGACUCACAUACACCUGGCACCUGGGCUACCUGGAGAGGGCGGAGUCAUCAGUGGUAUGAGACAGAGUUGUGAUUUGGCUGUGUAUAUUGAUGUUGCGAAAGCUAUGUCAGAUGGGAUUGAGUUCUUCUGGUCCGAGAACGGUGUGCUGUUGACAACCGGAGAUGCUGCUGGGUUUUUAGCACCACGCUAUUUCUCUCGAGUACAAAGUCUAAAACCCUCACCUUGUGAAAUUGAACUACAUUAGCUGUGGAGAAGAUCUCUGUCUGACUAUAAAACCAAAGAUUGGAGAUGUUCAGUCGACCUAUCUAAAUAAAAACAACUAAAUGUUUUUUUUGCACAAUCAGGCUACAUUAUUUAUUAUCAGGGUUGAGAAAUAAGACUGGAUUCUGAUUAAAUGAACAACACUCACAGAUGACUUUGGUGAGGAUUCAUGGGAAGACAUGUACAUGUUGGUCUUUUUAUUUGUGACUUUAACCUCAUGUAAAACUGCUGUGCAAUUGAACAAUGGUUAGUGAAUAUGCUCUGUUAGAUUGAGUCAUGAUGUUCAUGCAGGAAAUUAACAAUUAAAGGAAUAGUGUUGGUGCAGUGUUAGAAUUAAUUCUUUGAAAUACGCUAUUUAUGACGUAUUUUUAGCCUUUUUUUCUCUCUUUUUUUCAGGUACACAGCCUGUGUCUUGUAAUCCCCAAACAUGGACAAAAUUCAAGCUUUAGAAUUUCCUGGACUACAUACUGUAUCUUUAAUAUAUUAUGGAGUCAGCAGCAUAUCUGAUAGGUUGUGUGAUGUUUUGCAUACAUAUUGUCAAGUGACAUCCUAAGCCUGUUUUAUUUGUGGGGCAGUUUCCCCCCACUGCAUAUUUGUCAAAAAAUAGAAUAUCUAAAUACACUGACCUCAAGAUAGAGAUGUGUCAUGUUACUGCAGGGGGAUUUCUGCAAGCAUAUUUAUGUACAUUGCGCUAGACAGAGACCAAUAACAGCCAAAGGUGUUUUUUAUUAAAUGGUUUUGUGUUGUCUUAUUAAAAUUACUAGUUUUCUGUGAA